CACUCUCUCCACUCCCAGACUCCCAGUCCACUCACGAUGCCAGAUCUCGACGAGUCACCCAUUCCACCCCCUCCGCUCUCGCCCCCACAGCUGGCGACCUCGUCUCGCACCGCCGCCUCCUCUCAUCCCCUCCCCAGCUCCCCUCCACUCAUCCGACGGCGACUAGAUGCGCACACAACCAGCGACCAACAUCACACAAAGGUCGCCACCGCCGGCGGUGGAAGGACAGUCUUCUCCCGCCGCUAGCCGCAGCCUCCGCCUCGCCCUGAUCCUCGGCCUCCUCGACCGCCGCUCACUCUCCUCGGAAGCACCUCGCCGCCUCCCUGCCCAUGCCGUGUUCGCCGACUGCCCUGCUCGCGCUGACCUCGCCAAUCUCGCGGCCGCGCUUGGUAGUGCUCGACUUGUCCUCGCCGCCGCCAGCGGCGACGGGUCCUUGCCGUGCCUCUACCGCCUUGUGGCCGUUUCCUUUGUCGAGCCUGCCGUGCCAGCGACAUGAGCAGGAUGGUGUACCGGCUUCACAGACAUGUGGCCGUCGAGGCUUCGGAUGAGGUCGACGCGGAUGAGAACAGUCCAUAGAGCCGUACCAGGCAGAACAAGCUGUUCCACGCAUGGGGUCUGAUUACAAUAUUUUCGGAGAUGCAUAAUAUGCCAAACACUUCUAAAGGUGCCUCGUCCAUGGGCGCAUGAUAGUGGAAAAACAUCUGUAAAUUGUGCAGGAUCCUAUAGAGCAAAUGGGCAUCAUCGACGUGCAGUACACACUCUCUUAGGCAGAUAAGUAACCUCAGACAACUUAUUUUGUGAAGAUCGGUGGUUCAUGGUCUGAAAGUUUUGUUUUUCUCUCUAAAUUUUGUACUUAGAUAAUCCCUUAAAUGCUUUUUACUGCUUGAUCACAUAAUACAUGUCCGUGCAAGAAAGGAGUUGUUAAUUGAAACAAUAAUGUUAAUUUUUGUUGUUAACUGAAACAAUAAUGUUAAUUUAUGUUAACUAGAAACUGUCUUGGACAUUGGUUUUUUCAAAUUAACUCCGUGUUGAACUGGUUCUUCCUGUUGUGUGCUGCAGCCCAGCAAUCUGUUCAUGCCAAAUGAUUGAGUCCUGGUGAGGUUCAUUGCUGGACAUGCACGGUCUCCGCAGGCAAGGAACACAUAAAAGUAAAUCAGCGUGUUAUCAGAAACUCAUGAGCAUGAAAGAGAAAUUUGGAUCAUGUGCGAACAUGGGUAGAGAGCAGAUCGAGGAGAACUUGAAGAUUAAAGGCAAUGAAAGGUCUAUACAUAUUAGCAUCCGGACCAGAACAAUCAAGUUCAAAGCUCUUAUGGUUGAUUGGAGGUUCCGUAAAAUGGCAGCGGGUAGAGUUCUUGUCCUGCACAAAGGAAGGGAUAGUUCCAUCAGUACAUGCUUGAGGAACACUAUGUUUGACAACCAAGAUAGGUUACUUCGGUAGAACGUCAGAAAAAUUAUAGCUGGGGUUAGGAUACCUCUCGAGAAGCAGUAUAUGCCUCGCUAGCACACAAGAACAGUCAGGACCAUGUACGAAUCGGACGAACAGUUGGGGCUAUGUCACACCACCAAUCGAACAGUUCCGCGCCGGGACCUGUGUCUCGCUCGCAGCCGCGCCGGCACCCGUGGGUCGCUGGAAGCCUCGCCGGCACCCGUGUCUCACUGGCAGCCGCGCCGGCACCGGGGGCAAAGUUUGAAGAAACAGGCCUCGCACACCUGAUCCGACGGCAAACUUUGAAGAAACAGUUCAAAUCCACAUGAUCCACAUGCAAACCUGGAAGAGUGGAGAAUCAGGCCUUGACUGCCCCGCUCAAAAGAUGGGAUUUGAAAAUUAUUUGUUGUAUAUGGAAAGAGAAAAAAUAUUAGAUUAAACUGUUGUCUAUGGAAGCUUCUCGUGACGGAAUUUUCCGAUAUGAUUCCAUAUAAUUUGAUUUGAUUGGUGUCGUAAAUUGAAGGGAAGGAUGGAAGCGUUGUUGUUUUA
Molecule: messenger RNA, 1975 nt
Organism: Triticum dicoccoides
Lineage: Eukaryota; Viridiplantae; Streptophyta; Magnoliopsida; Poales; Poaceae
Exons: 9
Coding region: 1115-1438 (107 amino acids)
Source: RefSeq, a predicted model, not a curated record